Caenorhabditis bovis is the source of this 6363-nucleotide messenger RNA. NCBI's taxonomy places the organism in Eukaryota, Metazoa, Nematoda, Chromadorea, Rhabditida, Rhabditidae. The record is from the annotation of a GenBank genome assembly.
AUGGACAAGGAAGAUUUACUAGCACAGGCGGUAGAAAAUGACACGAAUUAUAAUGACCGAGUUGCAACAAUUCGCUCAAAUGAUCAUAUCGAUGCUAAAUUUGGAUUUGUUAGAUAUACUGGAAUCCAAGAACGGAAAGGGUUCCUGAUAAAUAUUCAGCCGUCUGAAAUCGUCGACGAACAAACUAAAGGAAUUAUAUCUGUUGUGGAUUAUUUCUUCAUAAGUGAUAUGGAUGAAAGAUUUAAGAUUUCAUAUCCGUUCCGUCCAUAUUUCUAUAUUUCAACACUUGAUAACUGCGAGUUUCAAGUUUCCUCAUAUUUAUCGAAGAAGUACGGUGGAACGACAACGGUUGAGCAUGUCGAUAAAGAAGAUUUAGAUUUGAAAAACCAUUUGUCUGGAAUCAAAAAAACUUACAUCAAACUAUCAUUUCCAAGCACUGUCGAAAUGAACAAAGUGCGUAAAGAACUAAUGCCAAUAAUUCGAAAAAACAAGGAGAAAAUAAAGAAAGAAUCACAAUAUGUCACAUUUCUUGCUAAUAAUAUUGCGGGAAAUUCGAAAACUGAAAGCCAAGAUGGUGAUAUUUUAUCCCAGAUUGUUGAUAUUAGGGAAUAUGAUGUCCCAUUUCAUAUGAGGGUUUCAAUCGAUGAAAAAAUUUUUGUUGGACUUUGGUACGAUGUUAAGGGAAUUGGUCCAAAUAGGAUUCCAGUAAUCAAGCGAAAAGACUUGGCAUUUUUCCAUGCGAAACCCAAAGUUCUUGCGUUCGAUAUUGAAACCACAAAAUUACCGCUGAAAUUUCCGGAUCGCGAGACGGACGAAAUCAUGAUGAUAUCAUAUAUGGUUGAUGGGCAAGGUUAUUUAAUAAUUAAUCGCGAAAUUGUUGCCGCUGAUAUUAAUUCGUUCGAAUAUACUCCGAAGCCCGAAUACAAAGGCGAAUUCAUUGUGUGGAACGAAAAAGAUGAAGCAGCACUUGUUAGGAAGUUUUUCGACCAUUUCUUGGAAGUUCGUCCUAAUAUUGUUGUCACUUAUAACGGAGACUUUUUCGAUUGGCCUUUUGUUGAAGCUCGUGCAAAAAUCCGAGGAUUUGACAUGGAAAAAGAAAUUGGAUUCUCGAAAGAUGCUGCCGAUGAAUACAAAAGUCGAAAUUGUAUUCAUAUGGACGCUUUUCGAUGGGUCAAAAGAGAUUCAUAUCUUCCUGUAGGAAGUCAAAAUCUGAAAGCAGUCACAAGAGCUAAACUUCGAUAUGAUCCUGUUGAGGUUGAACCUGAGCUUAUGUGCAAAAUGGCUAGGGAACAGCCACAACAAUUGUCCAAUUACUCGGUUUCGGAUGCAGUUUCGACAUAUUAUCUUUAUAUGAAAUACGUUCAUCAAUUCAUUUUCGCUCUUUGCACAAUUAUCCCACUUGGCGCCGAUGAUGUACUGAGGAAAGGUUCCGGAACUCUUUGCGAGGCUUUGUUGAUGGUUGAAGCAUUUCAUAAUAAUAUCAUCUUUCCUAAUAAGUACACAGGAUCCGAUGAGACUCAAUUCAGUAAAGAUGGCCAUAGAAUCGAAAGCGAAACGUAUGUUGGAGGACAUGUCGAGGCUUUAGAAGCUGGAAUUUUCCGUGCGGAUAUUCCGGCAAAAUUUCGACUUUCUGUUCCCGCUCUUCAACAAUUGAAAGAUGAGGUCAGCGAAACAUUGCGAAAAGAAUUAGCCAGAGAAUUCGGUGUGACAUUGGAUCAAGUGGUUGAUUUCGAAGAAAGGUGUGAAGAGGUUCGGAAUACGUUUGAUGAGCUUCUGGCGGCUCCAGUGCGUCUCGAGAAUCCCCGAAUCUAUCAUCUUGAUGUCGGUGCGAUGUAUCCGAAUAUUAUUCUCACAAAUCGUCUACAACCAUGCGCUAUGGUUGACGAAGAGAUUUGUAUGGGAUGCUCGUUCAAUAAGCCCGAUGCCCAAUGUAAACGAACAAUGGCUUGGGAAUGGAGAGGAGAAUUGAUACCGGCGACACGUGGAGAAUAUCAACAAAUAAUGCAACAGCUUGAAGCCGAAUCUUUCGGAAAACCGCCGAAGCCGUUUCAUGCGCUGGACAAGAAUGAAAGGGCACAGAUUGAAAUGAAAAGAGUUAAAGAUUAUUGUCGCCGCGUUUAUGGCAAAACACACAUUACGCGUUUGGAAAUGCGAAACACCACAAUUUGCCAGCGUGAGAAUCAUUUCUACGUGGAGACUGUCAAAGCUUUUCGUGAUCGACGCUAUGAAUAUAAAGAUAUGCUGAAGAAAUCAAAAGGGAAAUUUGAUGCGGCCGCCGCUGCGAACGAUUUGGCAACAAUGACAACAGCCAAAUUGGAAAUGGUACUUUACGAAUCCCUUCAACUUGCUCACAAGUGUAUUCUUAAUUCCUUCUAUGGUUAUGUAAUGAGAAAAGGAAGUCGAUGGUUUUCCAUGGAAAUGGCUGGUAUUGUGUGUCAUACUGGAGCCAACAUCAUCACAGAAGCGAGGAAGUUGGUUGAACAGAUUGGAAAGCCUUUGGAAUUGGAUACCGAUGGAAUCUGGUGUUUAAUUCCGGCGACUUUCUCCGAGAAUGUCACGUUCAAAUUGCAAAACCAUAAACGCAGUUCUGUUGCGGUUUCGUACCCGGGAGCCAUGCUCAAUGCAUUGGUUUACAGCGGAUUUACGAAUCAUCAAUAUCAUACACUGCAAAAAGAUGGAACAUAUACGGUGUCGUCAGAGAAUUCAAUUUAUUUUGAGGUUGAUGGCCCUUAUCAGUGUAUGAUCUUGCCAGCAUCAAAAGAAGAAGGGAAAAAGCUGAAAAAGAGAUACGCGGUAUUUAAUCUAGAUGGAUCGCUUGCUGAAAUGAAAGGAUUCGAAUUGAAACGUCGUGGAGAGCUGAAUAUCAUUAAGCAUUUUCAGUCUUGCGUCUUCAAAACGUUCCUUGAAGGCUCAACACUUGAAGAGGCUUAUAAAUGUGUCGCCGCCGAUGCCGAUCAUUGGCUAGACAUUUUGUUUUCACACGGAUCCGAUCUAUCCGACGCUGAACUUUUCGAUUUGAUUUCGGAGAAUAGGAGUAUGUCGAGGAAGCUGGAAGAUUAUGGAGCACAGAAAAGCACCAGUAUUAGUACAGCGAAGCGGCUUGCAGAAUUUCUCGGAGAGGAAAUGGUCAAGGAUGCUGGACUUGCGUGCAUGUUCGUCAUCUCCAAAUACCCUCUUGGAGCACCGGUUACCGACAGGGCAAUUCCAGUGGCUAUCUUUAAGGCUGAUCCAAAAAUUCGAAGUUUUUACAUUCGGAAAUGGACGAAACACGCGGAUUUCAACGACGAAACCGAUAUUAGAGAUAUUCUCGAUUGGGAUUAUUACAUUGAACGUGUUGGUAGUUGCAUUCAGAAAAUUAUCACGAUUCCAGCAGCCCUACAAGGCGUCAGCAAUCCCGUGCCGAGAGUGCCUCAUCCGGAUUGGCUGCAGAGCAAAAUACGGAACAAAGUUGAUUUCCAUCGUCAACCGCGAAUCAACUCGAUUUUCGCCAAAUGCCGAAAACCGGCUGAGCCGGAUUCCGGAAAACGGAAAAGAACACCGGAAAUCGAACAUGACGUCGAAUUGGUGGAUGAUAAUAGCGAUAAGGAGAAUUGCGCUAAACGAAUUAAAGAACCCGUCAAAGAGGUAGAGAGUGAGGCAAUGGAAAAGAAAACGAUAGGCACACACGGAUUUGACGAAUGGCUGGCAUUCAUGAAACGAAAAUGGGCGGCUCAAAGAAAAGAGCGGCGAUUGAUGUUGGCUAAUAAGGACAGUGAUGCGGUCGAGUCGAUUGUUCGUGGUGCGAGAAGUGCAGCAAGUGAAAGGCAAUGGCAAGUGAUCAGCGUCGAAUCAACAAAAGAUCCAUCAUUUUUCAAUAUUUGGGUGAAUGUCAAUGGAAUGAUGAACAAAAUUUCGCUGAAAAUGACUCGAACUAUUUUGGUGGAUUGCAAGGAACCUAGACAAGGUCGGGAAACUGUUCGCAGAAUUCUGCCCCGUCAUCAGCCAGCCACAUUCCUCUACGAGUAUAAGACGGAUGAAUCGCACUUGAACUCGUUGAUGGACAAACUAUAUUCUGAGACGUGCUGCUCGUCGAUUGAUGGAAUUUAUGAAUCAGAGGUUCCGCUGGAUUUCAGGAUUCUCAGCUCGCUCGGCAGCAUUAUUCGACCAGAAAUGGGAAUUUCGGCACACAGUUCGGCGUGUACUGUUGAGAAUCUUCGACCAGUUGCAUUCCAUAUCGAUCGCGUCUCUUAUUUGCCGGAUCAACCUCGAACCAUUUUCCUUUACAAAUUCUCACAAGACACACGACAUGUAUGGUCCCUCAUUGAUUCCAGUGGGUCAAAUGCAUACCUGUUUAUUGUAAACAACGCUGAAAUCCAAUUGCCUAAUAUGGAAGGCCUUUAUGAAGCUGCGUAUCGAAAAAUAAAAGAAACGGAAAAGGGGCAGUUGAUUACCGCUGCCGACAGGGUCCCAUUCACAAUGAAACGGUUCGGAUCGGCCGCAGAAUGCGAGAAACAUGUUGGAAAAGCGUUGAGAUCUUAUCGAGAGCUCACUUCGAAGACUUCAAUCGUGCUAAUGCUUUCUGAUGUCGAUUCAAAUCGAUUGAUGAAAAAAGUUCCAAACCUUGGUCUGUUCCCUAAUGUCCGCCUUCAUAUUUCCGAGCCAUCAUCGCUAUUGAAUCAGCUCGAUUGGCAGAAAAUCGUUGCUCGACGAAUUAUUCAGCACUUCUUCAAUUCAUUCUUUUUCCUUGUCGAUUAUCUGGAAUGGGCAAGAUAUCUACGGAUACCACUCGGAAAUGUGCCAUCGGAUCAUUCACUGUUUGCUCUCGAUUUGUUGUAUGCGAGGCAUUUGCAACAAGCGGGACAUGCGCUGUGGGCUUCCAAGUCCAGUAGGCCAGACUUGGGCGGCAAGGAAUUGGACGAUAUUCGAUUGUCUGUAGAUUGGAAGCCUUUAUCCGUUGAUGAUACAGUCCUUCUUAACCGUGAGACAUUCUGCGAAACGGCGUGUGUUGAGUUGCAAUUGAGAGCUGUAGCGGUGACAGCUCUUGUCCAACGGAGUCGAGUUCUCGAAGCUGAAGGAGCUGAUGAUGUGGUUGCAUUUGAUACGGCCAACGUGCUUCCGUUCCAAUCAAUUACUGGCGAGAAGAACUCUCUUGCUUGCUAUGAUGAAGGAGCGUCAGUCGAUGGCAGCAUUAAAAUCUUGAAGCAAAUGCUGACUGAAUGUGUUCGUCAUAUUGCACAACACUCGAAUGCACGAGCCGACGAAAUUGUGAUGACGGUGGGAAGGUGGCUGAACACAAGAUCCGCGUUGCUUUUCGAUCCCGCUCUUACCAGGAGUAUUGCAGUUCUUGAGAGUAAACUCGUGCUUCUUCUUUGUGCGGAAUGCGAGAGGAUCGGUGCAAAAGUUAUCCAUGCAAGUGCUGAAAAAUUAGUUUUGAAUACGGGAAAGAGCACGAGUGAGGAAGCGAAAUCGUUCACCGAGAUGCUCAUUCAAUCACUUAGUCAGAAUGUGGUGUUCGCUGCCCUUCACAUCACACCAGUCAAGUUCUUCGAUGUCAUGCUAUGGAUGGAUGCUUAUAAUCAUUCCGGAAUAUGUGUGAACGGAGAUAUUGAAGAUAAUGAAGACAACAUUGAAACUGAGAAUAUUUGGCGAAUUUGCAAUGAAAUGCCCGAUGAAAGUGAAAUUCGCGAAGAAUUUGAGCAGCUCAUUGUUGGAUUCAUUAUGAUGUACAUUGAAAAACAGAAAGAAAUGCAAUUUGACACAGAAUCGGCGGGUUUGUUCCGAGCAGAUUGCAUCAGCCAUCACAUCUCACAACGAUUGUACCGAGUCGUUAACAAAUUGGUUCACAAAAAUGCAGAAAGUGGGCACGCAGCGACAUAUUUGGUGAAUGCGGUGUGUCGUGCUCUUUCCUGCGACUCAGCUUGCCAAUUGGCUGUUGAAGGCGUGAAAGAUAAUGCGCAUCGACUUCUUGAUAAUUCAAUAGUUGAAGCCGAUCAGUCCCCAAUUGUCUCGUCGACAAUGUUUGUCUCGAAUGUGUUUUGCGGUAAUUGCUCGCAAUCGUCAAACGUGUUUCUGUCGUCGAACGCCGAAAUUCCCGCAUGUUCCACCUGCCAACAUAAACUUCCACUUGAAUUAAUUGACAUGAUGGUUUGUGAUCGUCUGAAUCAGCUUCUAACUGCGUACCAAGUGCAGGAUCAUUCAUGUGCCAAAUGCAAAUCAGUUCGACACGACAAUUUGUCGCAGUACUGUGAGUGUUGUGGGCCGUUCCAUCCUACAGUAACCCCGGACCAAUUGAUUUUCGAAGCGAAAACUGUGCAAAAUGUGUCAAAAUCGAGAAAUUUGACAUUGAGCGGCGAACUAUCGACAUGGGUCUUGCAAUUAGUAUAA